AUGAAUGAAGAAAUAAAGGCACUUGAAAAAAAUAAGACCUGGGAUGUGGUUACACUGCCAGAAGGAGAUAGUUUGAAACUAAUUGAAGAAACCAAACAGUUACUGCAGAAAGCCUUCAAGAUGAAAGAUCUGGGAGAAUUGAAAUAUUUUUUAGGUAUAGAAUUUGCAAGGUCUAAACAUGGAAUCUUCACGCAUCAAAGAAAAUAUGCAAUAGAACUUAUAUUUGAAGCUGGAUUAUUAGCAGCUAAACCUGCAGUAACUCCUAUAGACACCAACAUGAAGCUCACAUCAAAUUUGUAUGAUGAACAUGUUGGAAAGGGUGUCAAAUCAGAAGAUCCUCUCACUAAUCAGCAAGCCUAUCAAAGACUCAUUGGCAAACUGUUAUAUCUAAAUGUAACAAGACCUGACAUAUCAUUUGGUGUUCAAACACUCAGUCAAUUCCUUCAACAACCCAAGAAAUCUCACAUGGAUGCAGCUUUGAGGGUUGUAAGAUAUAUAAAGAAUCAACCAGGACAAGGGAUACUACUGUCAAGCAAAUCCAGUAACACUAUUACUGCAUACUGUGAUGCAGAUUGGGCUUCUUGUCCACUUACCAGAAGGUCAGUAACAGGUUUCUUAAUUAAGAUAGGAGAUUCCCUAGUCUCAUGGAAAUCUAAGAAGCAAACCACACUGUCUAAGAGCUCAGCAGAAGCUGAGUACAGAAGCCUAGCAACUAGUAUAGCAGAGUUAAUUUGGCUAUUGGGUAACUGA
Molecule: messenger RNA, 750 nt
Organism: Nicotiana attenuata
Lineage: Eukaryota; Viridiplantae; Streptophyta; Magnoliopsida; Solanales; Solanaceae
Exons: 2
Coding region: 1-750 (249 amino acids)
Source: RefSeq, a predicted model, not a curated record